Molecule: messenger RNA, 1321 nt
Organism: Trichoderma harzianum CBS 226.95
Lineage: Eukaryota; Fungi; Ascomycota; Sordariomycetes; Hypocreales; Hypocreaceae
Exons: 1
Coding region: 192-1055 (287 amino acids)
Cellular component (GO): mitochondrial large ribosomal subunit
Molecular function (GO): structural constituent of ribosome
Source: RefSeq, a predicted model, not a curated record
CAAAAUUCUCCAGAAAGUUGGAUGGAGGGGUCUCAAGGUGGUUGAAUUUCAUAUAACCGCCCCCAAUUGAGCUCACCGUUGCUGCUGCAAACCCUUCCAAUGGUCUUUUUAUAAGAUCCUUCAGCAACUUCUCCUUUUAACAACCUCCCCGGCACCGAGCAAAAGGGCAGUUCGGUUCACAGCAGCAAAUCAUGUCGUCGGCUAUGCCCUCAUUCAAGGCCCUUGCGGCUUCGGCCUCGAGAUCAACCUCGAGAAUCACCUCAACACACGCCUCCCUCCGCCCGCUCUCUCAUAUCCAAAUCCAGCCGUCAUCAUCCACAACAUCCUCAACCGCCCGAGCCUUCUCAACCACAAUCUCCCGGCCCACAAAGACGGUAAAACCGCACCGCCUGCCCAGCGACCUCAUCCCUCCAUACCCCUACGGCGAGCGCCGCGUCUACAAGCAGUCCAACAACGGCCUCUACGGCAGCGCCCGCAUCCGCUUCGGCAACAACGUCGCCGAGAAGCACAACAACAAGUCCCGCCGCUUCUGGCGCCCCAACGUCCACGUCAAGACCUUCCUCAUGCCCUCCCUCGGCGCCCGCAUCAAGACCCGCCUCACCCUGCGCGUCCUCAAGACCGUCCGCCGCGAGGGCGGCAUCGAAAACUACCUGCUCAAGAGCAAGCCCGCCCGCGUCAAGGAGCUCGGCCCCGGAGGCUGGAACCUGCGCUGGCUGCUCAUGCAGAGCCGCGCCGUCCAGCAGCGCUUCAACGACGAGCGGGUCGCGCUGGGAUUGGAGCCCAGGGAGCUCGAGGACAGGGACGACGUCAUUCAGUAUGCGCUGGAUUACGCUACGCCGGGUCCCUUGAGCUUGCGCAGCCAGGCGACGCUGGCGGAGAUGAGGGCUGCCCUGGACCAGACUUUUGUCUUGGGCGACGAGGACUUGGCCAAUCUCGAGGGCAUCGAGGAGCUGUCUGACGAGGAGGAGGAGCUGCUGCUACGGGAGCUGGAUAGGGCUGAGGAGGCAGCAAGAUUAAAAGGUGCAAGAGCGGAAAAGCAAAGCAUUGAGGUGUAAAAGACUCUCAAAUCCCUUUUUUAAGAAAAUUUUGUAUAUCAUUGUAUGUAUGUAGGAACUCAUCAUGUAGAAUAAACCCCGCCAUCUCGGAGCAAAGCAAAACUAAACGAAAAGAAAAAGACAAGUACUCGCCAGCAUCCCGUGUCUCGGAUUUUUUGAAGCCGCAUAGUAGAUAGUAAGUGAUAUUGCUAGACAUGAGAGGAAUAUAGCCAUAGUAGCAGAUACAGAUAGGGUGAUAUAGCGAUAAUUUAAAAGUACCAAGUAGU